This is a messenger RNA of Haliotis rufescens (red abalone), 1184 nucleotides long. RefSeq lists its product as uncharacterized. NCBI's taxonomy places the organism in Eukaryota, Metazoa, Mollusca, Gastropoda, Lepetellida, Haliotidae. Bases 345 to 1184 code for a protein of 279 amino acids. The record is from RefSeq and is a predicted model, not a curated record. The transcript is spliced from 3 exons.
UAAGCUCAUGGUGUUUACUUGGAGGUAACUGAAACGCAAAUUUAUCAAUACUCCCUUAAAACAACACAGCGCACUGAUUGACGAAGUCACAGCUGGGAAGAGAUUAACUCAAACAUAUGACAACUGACCACUCAUGACAAGCCGAGCUCUGUUAAAACAACGCCACGAUCGUGUCACUGUAACGACUCAAAUGGCUUCUCACACCUACACAUAAAUACCCCUCCAUGGCAUUGUUACUUCAUUCCCACAACAAGCCUAUCUCAGUACCAGCAUCGUUUUGAGAGAAAGUACGUGACAUUUCAAGUUAUUUAGACGAGAUACCACCGUAGACCUUGAUCGUCAUUAUGAGUCAGAAGCAGAUCAGCACCCUCUUCUUCCCCACCCCGGGGGUUCGCCCUACCCUCAGGCAGGACAGCCCCAGGCCCAAGACAUCGUCCGAGAACCUCGUAUGCCACGCGCUGAAGAGACUGCAAGUGAACCCCUCCGAUCCGGAUACGACCGACAAGGUGAACGACAACGUCAACGACGCUUCUGUGUUCCACACGCUACCGUCACCACGCCGAGACAAGUCCAGUCACUUCACCGUUGGCGAGAAGAUGGACGCCCUUGAACAAGCUCUGGUGCAUGGCAUCCCCGCUACGUCACGUCGUCUCAACAUCCCCAGCAGGACAUUGGACGCAUGGAGGAAAGAUCUUGUUGACGAGCAAAGACGUAUACGCAUGCGCAGUCCGAUAACAGCGAGGAGGAACACAUCCGGUCGGAAACUGAACUUUGGCACUUCUACGAAAGCAGAAGUCGCCGACCUGACAAAAUGGCUGUCGGAGAUUCGGAUCCGGAAGAAGCCGGUGUCCGCGGAGCAGAUGCUGUCCAGCGUGAAGACCAAGAUGGGAGAUGACACAUUGCAGGCAAAGAGAGGCUGGCUCACUGACUUCAUGACCAGGCACGGCUUGACGCUGGGGGCCAAGGAACGUAUGGCGAUACAAGACACAGAUAAAGCCAUCAGGAAAACCAGAAUGGAACCUUCGGUUGCCAAUGAUGAUGGUUGUGAGAAGAAGAGUUUUGAUGCGGAUGCGUGUCGUGCCGCUGUGGUGGUGAAGAGGGAGCCAGAUGAUUUGUCAUCUAGUGCUUUAUCUGAGGACGUGACUGAGGCGGAAGAUUGUGAUUUCUUCUGUAUGAGAGGGUGA